AUGACAGAUCCGAAUUGGGGUUGGAAUGAUGACAAUGCUUACACUGGCUAUUAUAAUAGUCAGUAUUCGCAGCAACAAGGGAAUGAGCCCUGGCAUAAUCGUGUCCAAAGCAGUCAUCCGACAACAAUGCCACCAUCGGAUACUGGCAUUUUCUAUGGUCAACAAGCUAAAAAAAAUACUGCUCCUCCAGUAUCUGCACCACCCGACUAUUAUUCUCAAAUUAAUCAAAAGCAGUCGUUCGGAGCUGGACCCCAAAAUCCGUAUGACUUUGUGAAUAUGCAGUCUUUUUCCAAUCAAAUUAUAUCUGAUCCUAUGUUGAAUGUUGCAAAACAAAUCGGGGGUCAGUUUGCCGUUGAGCAAAAGGAAAAAUUAACAAAAUAUCUUUCUGCUUUUCAACUAAAGUAUUAUUUCGCCGUCGAUAAUGCUUACGUGGGAAAGAAGUUGGCUCUUAUACUGUUUCCUUUCUUGCAUCGCGAUUGGGCUAUCAAGUAUGAUUCAUCUGAUUCACCUGUACCUCCAAGAUCGGAUGUAAAUGCACCUGAUUUAUAUAUUCCAUUAAUGGCUUACGUUACUUAUAUUCUUAUUUCUGGAUUUCUGCUAGGAACACAAAAAAGGUUUACCCCUGAACAGCUGGGUAUAAUUACAACGAACGCUUUGGCAUACCUUUUUUUCGAAAACUUGAUACUGUUUAUAACGAGGUUUGUCAUGAAUAUAUCUCAAUCUCUCACGUUCUGGCAUUCACUCGCAUAUAGCAGCUACAAAUUUGUCGGAAUGAAUGUUACUUUAUUAGCCUUCGUACUGGGUGAUAAGUCAUUGUACAAUUUGGUUCUAGCAUAUACGUCUUUGGCAGUUGUUUUUUUCCUCCUGCGAUCGGUGAAAACUUUUGUAUUGGAUGUACAGGAUGUUUACAGUGGCCACAGUUAUACUGGACGGAAACGCAAAAUAUAUUUAUUGCUAUUUAUAGCAUUUACUCAGCCGUUUUUGAUGUGGUGGCUGACUAGUUCUGUGACUAGCUACUCUCCUGGUAAAAUGGAUUUUGCUCAGUUUGCAUUAUCAGGUAUAGGGCUAAGUGGAACUGCAAAUAAAGGACAGUUACCACUGCUCCCGAAUGGGGAAGUUGAUUAUGAAGCAUUGUUAAAAAUGCCAUAA
Molecule: messenger RNA, 1149 nt
Organism: Thelazia callipaeda (thelaziosis nematode)
Lineage: Eukaryota; Metazoa; Nematoda; Chromadorea; Rhabditida; Thelaziidae
Source: the annotation of a GenBank genome assembly